CUCAUAUAGUUAUUUAUUUAUGUAAACUAGAAAUUGGGAAAGCAAGAAACAACGAUUAGAAAAUCUAAAUCGCUAAAAUGAAUCAAGUAAAUGGAUUAUUAAGUUUAUUUAGAAGAUAAACAGAAAAGUGUCCAGUAGAUAUCAGAAAAUAAUCGAAAUUUUUUCUGUAAUUUUUCAACCUUUUAUGAAGCAUAUAAAGAUAAGAAGAUCCCAUCAAUAGAGUAUUUAGCAUAUUUAUUUAGAUUUUUAAAAGAAUAAUUCCAUAUAUAAGAACUUUUUACAAAUGAAUAAAUAUUAGAGCUGCAAUAAGAAAUGUCUAUUUAAUGGAUUUCAAGAAUUAAAAAGAAUUGGACUGAUGAAGAUAAAUAAAUACUGAUAUGGAUUGUAUUGAAAAUCUGUUCAAGAGAUGGCAUCCACAUUAGAAAAAUUGUAUACAAAUAUAUUUAUAAAUAUAGCCAACUUAAGUAUGGGAGGAAGUAGUAUAAUUAAUCAGUAGAAGGACUAUUGAAUAAUGUAAAAAGAAAUGGAAUGAUUUAUUAAAAUUAUCCUUAUAACAAAUACCAUGGACAUAAGAUUAAGAUGAAUAAUUAAUAUCAUUGAUUAAGUAAUAAUUUAAAAAUUAGCCUUAGUUAAAGCAAAGAUGAUGGAAUGUAAAAUAAAUGGUGUAAUUUAGCAAAUUAGUUAAAUCUAUAAUUCAAAGAUUUUCCAAGAACAGGAAAAUAAUGUAGAGAAAGAUGGAAUAAUCAUCUUAAUCCUGAUAUUAAUAAAAAUCCCUGGAGUAUAGAAGAGGAUAUUGAAUUGUUAGAAUUAGUCAAAAAGAAACAAAAAAAAUGGGCUUUCAUCUCAAAAGUAUUAAAAUCAAAGAGAAGUGAAAAUGCUGUUAAGAACAGAUAUAAUUGUUUAUUGAAAAAAAAUAACUGUUAAUAGAUUAGUACUUUAAUUGAUAUUUUGAAAACUAGAUAAAGAUCUGAGAAUCCGAAAGCUUCUAAAUAAGUAGUUAAAAGAAAUAAAUUAACUAAUAUAAAUUAAAGUACUAUUUAUUAAUUAAUUUUAAUUAAGCUAUAAAACCAUAAACCCAAAAAAUUAUUUAAACCAAUGAGUACAUUAUAUAAUAGUUUGAUUUAGUUGAUGAAAAUAAACUUAAAUAAUUAGUUCCUGCCUUUUAUGAUUCAAAAACUUAAACUCUAUAUUUAAGUAAUAAUCAACAACUAAUCUCAUUUUUGAGUAACCAAAUGAUAAAAAUUGAAAGUGAAUUUAAUAUCUAAAAUUUUGAUCAAAACAAUUAAUAACAUGACUUAUCUAAUCAGAUGAGUGGGUUGUUAAAUUAGGUAGACUCAUCAAACUUUGCAAAAUUGGUAUCUGCUGUUUUUACCAAUUAAUAGCAGCCUAAUUAAUAAGAAAAAAAGUAUUUUAAAUUAUCAAUUAAAUUAAGAUCUUAAUUUAAUAUACCUGGAGUACAGAAUGAAAAAAUAAAUUCAGAUAAGCUUAACGAAAAUAAUCCUCCUACCACUUUUUCAUUUUUUUCUUCAAAAUUGAAUGAUACUUAAUUAAAUACUUAAUUAAAUGUCAAAGUUAGAGAUCCAUAAGAGAAAGAAGAUGAUAAUAAUUAAGUAAUAAGCUAAUUUAAAUGAAUGAUAGCUCAAG
Paramecium sonneborni is the source of this 1644-nucleotide messenger RNA. Lineage: Eukaryota; Ciliophora; Oligohymenophorea; Peniculida; Parameciidae. The record is from the annotation of a GenBank genome assembly.